Molecule: messenger RNA, 783 nt
Organism: Centrocercus urophasianus (Greater sage-grouse)
Lineage: Eukaryota; Metazoa; Chordata; Aves; Galliformes; Phasianidae
Gene: TRH
Product: thyrotropin releasing hormone
Exons: 2
Coding region: 1-783 (260 amino acids)
Biological process (GO): hormone-mediated signaling pathway
Cellular component (GO): extracellular region
Molecular function (GO): thyrotropin-releasing hormone activity
Source: RefSeq, a predicted model, not a curated record
AUGCCAUCUAUCCAGCUGCCAGUGCUACUCCUUUGCCUGACCUUGUCUGGUGUUUGCCUCAACGGCAAGCAGUCCCCUCCAGAAGUAAGUGAAAAAAUGGGAAGAAGUUCCCUGGAUGACAUCCUGCAGAGAUCUAGGAGCCACAUGCUUCCAUCUGUUGUCAAGAAAGUUGAGAAGAAAGAAGAGAUGAAUAAAGAACUAAAUGUGCCUCUACCACAACGGCUUUCCAAAAGACAACAUCCUGGAAAAAGAUACAUAAGCAACCUAGAGAAGAGACAGCAUCCUGGAAAAAGAAAUGCUGAAGAAGAGGCAUCUUUUGGAGACAUUCAGAAGAGACAGAAUUUAGGGAAAACAGAAGUAGAAGGCUACCUUGCCAACUACCUGGAGCUGAAAAAGCGACAGCAUCCUGGCAGAAGGUCACUGUGGGACCAGUCCACUGACAUCUCUAGUUCACAGCUAACUUACUUAAAUGAGUUAUCCAGGAGGCAGCAUCCAGGCAGAAGAUAUCUGAUGUUUAAGCACCAGCAUCCUAGCAAGAGAAGCUGGAAUGAUGAGCUAGACCUAGAUGAUCAAAACUGGGAGAAACACCAGCACUUUGGAAAAAGGGACAGGGAUUCUGACAGCCCAGAUCAUGCAGGUCCCUGUGAUCUUCAGCAGUCUGCCAUUUGUAACAAAGGUAGCUUGUUACUUGACUUAGCAGAAAAAUCUAGUAAAGAGAGGUUAGAAGAAAAACGUCAGCACCCAGGAAGGAGGUCAGCACGGGAGAACAAAACAGAGGAAUGA